Messenger RNA from Diversispora eburnea, 585 nucleotides. The record is from the annotation of a GenBank genome assembly. Lineage: Eukaryota; Fungi; Glomeromycota; Glomeromycetes; Diversisporales; Diversisporaceae.
AUGUCUAACGGAAUGAAAUUUUUAUUAUUUUUUGUUGCUUGCUUCGUUCUUGCUGCUUACGCUGAUAAUAUCGUAAUUAAAGUGGGCAAUUUGAAAUAUGAUCCUCAAACUGUUGAUGCGAAAAAAGGCGAUGUUUUGGUUUUCACUUGGCUUUCUGAUAGAAGUCAGCACGAUGUCGUCCAAUCUGACUCUGAAGGAGAUUGCUCUGAAUCCACCACACUUACUAGCAUCAAAUCUGAUAUAAAAUCAUCAGGAACUUACAACUACACCAUUACCGAAGAUGCCAAUACAAAACUUUAUUAUUACUGCAGUGUAGGAACUCAUUGUGAAAGUGGUAUGUAUGGUACUAUUAAUGUCGUUGGUGAUACUACUUCCACCCUCGCUCGGACAUCUGGUUCGCCUUCAUCAAGAGCUUCACCAGGAGCUCCAUCAGAAGCUCCAUUAGAAACUACAUCAGGAAGAUCAAGCUCAAGUUCAACGCAAACAGUAACACAAAAAAAUUUUGCGGUCUCCUUCAAUUCAAUUACUACUGUUACUUUAUUGGUAUUCGUAUCAAGUCUUAUCAUGACUGCUUCCUUGUUAUAA